AUGGAUCUCUUUAAUCAGGGUGUCGGUCCUUCUGAACGGAGAAGAGGAGGUCCCAGGGAGGCACUAUGGAACAAGGAGAGGAGAGGGUUUAUCCUCGGCUCGCUGGGUACUCGUGUGGUCUUUCUCGAAGACAGCCCUGGGAGUCCAUGGAUCACCCGUGCUGGUAUAACCAUUGAAAAGGGCCAGAUCGAUAUCGCUUUGAUCGCGGAGUGGCUACACAGCUGUGAAACGGUGCACGGCAGCGAGUGCGCACCGCAGCCUCUGAGCAUCGGCUGUUCCCCCUCCGCAGGCCCAAGCCUCAAGACCUUUCGGUUGCUUGAUGUUAUCAAUGGCUGUAUGGUGGAGACGCCCAUUCAUCGUGAUUACUUUGCGCUGAGUUAUGUCUGGGGCGGAGUUGAGCAGGUUCGCCUGACAAAGGGAAACAAGGAUCUGCUAAUGAGACCGGGAGCCCUAGCUGGAUUGGCUUCGCAACUCCCAAAAACCAUUAGAGAUGCGAUAGACCUGGUGCGUCUGCUGGGGAAGCAGUACCUAUGGGUCGACUGUCUAUGUCUGGUCCAGGAUGAUGAUGAAGACCUCGCCGACAGUAUUGGCUAUAUGGACCUGGUGUACAGAGGAGCCACGGCCACAAUCAUCGCUGCAAGUGGACAGAAUGCAGAUUCUGGAUUGCCGGGAGUUCAUCCGAACUCUCGUCACGCAGUCCAAGUCAUUGAAGAGAUCGCCCCUGGCGUGCGCAUGACGGUCCUCAGAGAGCCCGACGAGUUUCUAAACAUCUCCAAGUACUCUACUCGAGGUUGGACGUGA
This is a messenger RNA of Aspergillus terreus NIH2624, 801 nucleotides long. RefSeq names its product HET domain-containing protein. Lineage: Eukaryota; Fungi; Ascomycota; Eurotiomycetes; Eurotiales; Aspergillaceae. The transcript has 2 exons. The record is from RefSeq and is a predicted model, not a curated record. The coding region runs from base 1 to 801 and encodes 266 amino acids.